This is a messenger RNA of Epinephelus lanceolatus (giant grouper), 2122 nucleotides long. RefSeq names its product nuclear receptor subfamily 1, group I, member 2 (gene nr1i2). The record is from RefSeq and is a predicted model, not a curated record. Gene Ontology annotation, molecular function: RNA polymerase II cis-regulatory region sequence-specific DNA binding; nuclear receptor activity; zinc ion binding. NCBI's taxonomy places the organism in Eukaryota, Metazoa, Chordata, Actinopteri, Perciformes, Serranidae. Gene Ontology annotation, biological process: negative regulation of transcription by RNA polymerase II; positive regulation of transcription by RNA polymerase II; cell differentiation.
AUGAAGUUUACCAUAUUGCAGUGGUUGCUGCAAAUGUAAGUCACUCUCUUAUUAAUCUGAAAGUUUAUUAGGGACUUUGAGGGGUGCGUAAUGAGGGGGCACGCCAUGCACCUGCACACGGGAGGGCAUUGCACCCCACUGCCUCCGCCUUGGCGACGGGCCAGUAGCCUACUGUGAGCUGCAGCCAGGAAUACUUGCAGCGACUAGCCCGGUAUGAAACAUCAAACAACACGGCCAACAGGAAGAGCCCUUCCGAUAACUCGUCCUCACCUGGCGCACUGAAUCCAAGUUCCACCUGGAUUAACCGCUGCUAGGUGACACCCUGUGAACCACAGACAGCUGUUUGGACAUCUGGAUUCACCAAGUUGGUGAGAAUGACAAAGAGCGACACUGGAGUGCAGAGCAUCCGAGAAGCGCUGACACGGCACAAUGAAGAAGACGAUGACGAUGAGGAAGAAAAGCUGACAGAAGACAAUGAGCCCAGAGCCUGUGGUGUGUGUGGAGAUCUGGCCAAAGGUUACCACUUCAACGCUCUGACGUGCGAAGGCUGCAAGGGCUUCUUCAGACGUGCCAUAAAGAAGUCAGGGCAGCUCCGCUGUAGGUUCCUGAACAAAUGCAGUAUAACCAAAAACAACAGACGGUCGUGUCCAGCCUGCCGCCUCCGUAAAUGCCAAGCUAUCGGCAUGCGCCAGGAAAUGGUCAUGUCUGAGGAGGAUGUAUUGGAGAGGAGGAUCAGAAUCAAGACAAGGAAAAUGCUUGAAGCACCAGCACAGCUCUCAUCCCAACAAGAGGAAACCAUUCAGGAGCUCCUCCGUGGCCACCGCAACUCUUUUGACUCAGCCUUUUACCGCUUCAGCGGUUUCAGGCCCAUGGAUAGAAACGUUCUCUCUGUGAGUGAGUACAACCAGUCUGAAAACUCCCUCUCCUCCUUUUCCUCCUCCCUCUCGCCCUCCUCCUCCACUCUCUCCGGUUCCUUUGAAAAACAAGAAAACCCAGAGGUCAGAGAAGGCAGCGUUUUCACCGCUCUUCCGCACGUGGCUGACCUCACCACUUACAUGAUACAGGACAUCAUUAGUUUCUCCAAAAGUCUUCGGGACUUCCGAUCUCUAAGCAUCGGAGACCAAAUUUCUCUGCUGAAGGGAGCCACAUUUGAAAUUAUGCAGAUUCGUUUCAACAUGGUGUUCAACGCAAAAACUGGCAUCUGGGAAUGCGGCCAUAUUACGUACUGCAUAGAUGACGCUGUACGAGCGGGUUUCCAACCGCUUCUGUUAGAGCCUCUGCUCAGAUUUCACCACACACUGCGCAAACUGGGCCUGCAGGAGGAGGAGUACGUCCUUGUGCAAGCCAUGUCCCUGUUUUCUCCAGACCGUCCAGGUGUGCAGCAACACAGUGUGAUUGACCAGCUUCAUGAAAACUUGGCGCUGACACUAAAAACCUGGAUUGACUGCAGGAGGACAGGACCAGAGAAACACUUGCUGUACCCCAAAGUGAUGGCCUGUCUCACCGAGAUGAGGACAAUGACCGAGGAGUACAGUAAACAGGUUCUGCAGAUCCAGGACAUCCAGCCAAAUGUUAUCCCACCUCUCAUAAUGGAGAUGGUCAGUAAAAGCCCCUGUAGUGACUUGUAAUACUGACGUCUGCUGUACAUGGACGGGACCAGCUGAAUGUGCUCAUGUACAUAUGUGUCAAAAUCCAAAAGAAUGCAUGUGAUGUCUACAGCAUACACCACACAAAAUCCUGAACAGAUGAAGAUGAUCGUUAAUCCCACUGUCUGAGUCCUGCUGAAAUGUAAACUAUCAUCUGUUCUCCGCACACUACCCACUGUUGUUCUGUUAACUGGGUACAGUACAGGUGGAUUAUGGUGGAUUUGCCAUUUGUGUGUUACUUGUUUAUCUUAUAGUAAGUACAGACUUUGUCUCCACGAAUGAAUGUUGACUUAAAGUUGUGAGGUUUUAUGUUUUUUCUAGAUGUCGCACACAGAACUGUCAGAGACUGUGAAGUAUUUUUUCUCAGAUAAUUUAAAAACCUGUUGCUGCAAAGACAAUAAUGUGUUUUAUAUUUGUUACCUCAAGUUGUGUUUUGUGUUUUGAUGCCAGAAAUGCUCUACACUUAGUGUUAUUAA